Messenger RNA from Macrobrachium nipponense, 5751 nucleotides. RefSeq names its product phospholipid-transporting ATPase ID-like. The record is from RefSeq and is a predicted model, not a curated record. Gene Ontology annotation, cellular component: trans-Golgi network; plasma membrane. Gene Ontology annotation, biological process: phospholipid translocation; Golgi organization. Gene Ontology annotation, molecular function: ATPase-coupled intramembrane lipid carrier activity; ATP binding; ATP hydrolysis activity. NCBI's taxonomy places the organism in Eukaryota, Metazoa, Arthropoda, Malacostraca, Decapoda, Palaemonidae.
CGAAAAUCCUAUGAUUGUCGAAAUGAAAAUCGCAACAGAAAACAAAGUUUGGUGGAGUGAAAUUGUCAACUGAAAACAUUGUGUUAAUUAACUUUUAGAGGAGUUGCAAGUUUUUGAAAUGAAAAUUACAGGGGAAAUCCAGUCGACAAAAUCGAGUGGGAAAUCAGAGCAGAAAUCAUUAAAACUGACGGAAUGAAAGAUUCAGCAGAAAACAGUUGGAAUUAGACAAGCUAAAGAAUCGAAACAAAUGAGCAUCAACGUCUGAACUGUGAAGAUGUCUCGUUGCGAGUAUUCUGAAGGUCUUACAUUUCCCCUUUUUCCUUUUUCUUUUUAUUCCUUGAGAGGUCAUUUCCUUUCAUUAGUUUCUUUUUGGUGAGGUCUCCAUUUGGUUAUUAUAUAAAUCAUAACUUACCAGUUUUAUCUUUUUUUAAUGAAGUUUGAUAUAAAUCAGGUAUUGAUGAGGGACAACACAUAAGUUGAAUACUCGCUUUUGGAACUUAUGCCUAAAUAGGCAUAAAUUAUAUCCGUCCUCGUUCAAUUAUUUCCUUCCCUCGCUCCCUCCUCGCCAUUGACCUCCUACACAGAAGCCUGUUUCCCCGCAGCACUUAACCUGUAAAGGUUUCGCAUGGCCCACUGCGACUCACCAUCAUGGACAACGACUUUGAGCUCGAAGUCGUUGACUUAGAGGAUAACCCGAAGAGGUCUCGCGUUCGGAGACGAAGUAACGGCCACGCGGGCAACGCGGCCGAGGCGAAGAAGCCUGACGGCGGCGGCGGCGUCAAGGUCGAGCACGGCGAGAACGAGAGGUGGGAUGGCGCCAAGUGGGACCACUUCGAGCUCAGGGAGAGGGCUGUGGAAGGAUGGGCUGCUCACGUUGUGGGCAUCGCUGCUGCCCAAUCCACCCCGAACCCCAAAGCCUCCAAGGGCAGUGUGCUGACCUCCAAGCCCACCCUUGUGCAAGGUUUCAACGACUUUGUCAAAGAAGCGCCGCCCUCCAAGAAGGCCCCAGGGGCGCGUCCUAGUUCGAUCUAUCAGAACCUGAUCAAUCUCUUCAACUUCUCGAAGGAGUUGGAAACUGAGCGGCGAAUCAUUGCCAACGACCCAGAGCAUAACGCACAAUACAACUAUGCCAAAAAUUACAUCAAAACUUCGAAGUACACCUUUUUCAACUUCGUGCCGUACAACUUAUUCGAGCAGUUUCAGCGCCUCGCAAACUUCUACUUCUUGUGUCUGUUGGUGCUGCAGUUGAUCCCCGUCAUCUCGUCCCUCACCCCCGUCACCACCGCCGUCCCCCUCAUCGGGGUGCUGAUGGUCACGGCCAUCAAGGACGCCUACGAUGAUUACCAACGCCAUCGCAGUGACAACCAAGUCAAUAGACGAAAAUCUCUCGUUUUAAGAAAUGGUCAACUUAAAGAAGAAAUAUGGAGUAAAGUGGAGGCGGGAGAUGUUAUUCGCAUGGAGAAUAACCAGUUUGUAGCAGCAGAUAUCCUUUUAUUAUCUACGUCAGAGCCCAAUGGUCUGUGCUACAUAGAAACUUCAGAGCUUGAUGGGGAGACCAAUUUAAAAUGCAAACAGUGCCUACCUGAAACAGAAAGUUUAGGUCAAGACGAUGCACGCAUUGGGGCAUUUAGAGGAGAAAUUCGGUGCGAACCACCAAAUAACCAGCUUAAUAAAUUUGAAGGUGUACUUAACUGGGAAGGCAAACAGCAUUCUCUUGAUAAUGACAAAAUUUUGCUGCGAGGUUGUAUCUUGCGGAAUACUGAUUGGUGCUAUGGAGUGGUGAUUUUUGCUGGGAAGGACACAAAACUCAUGAUGAACUCUGGGAAAACAAAGUUCAAACGCACAAGUAUUGAUAGAUUGUUAAAUUUUAUUAUCCUAGGGAUUGUGUUUUUUCUGCUUUCCAUGUGCCUAUUCUGUACUGUAGCAUGUGGAAUAUGGGAGUCUCUCACAGGUCAAUAUUUUAGAGUAUUUUUGCCGUGGGAUUCUCUAAUACCACCAGAUCCUCCUGGCGGGCCAGCUGUGAUCGCUCUUCUUGUUUUCUUUUCAUAUGCCAUUGUUUUAAACACCGUUGUGCCUAUUUCACUAUAUGUUAGUGUUGAAGUUAUUCGAUUGUGCCAGAGUUUUCUAAUCAACUGGGAUGAUGCAAUGUACCAUCCUCCAACAAGGAAUCAUGCCAAGGCUCGCACUACAACACUAAAUGAAGAACUUGGCCAGAUAGAAUAUAUAUUUUCUGACAAGACAGGAACACUUACUCAGAAUAUAAUGUCCUUUAACAAGUGCAGUAUUGCAGGUCGUAGUUAUGGAGAUAUAAUUGAUCCCAGGACAGGGGAAUUCCUUGAAAUCAGUGAGUACAUGCGUCCUGUAGAUUUGUCUCGUAAUCCAUAUCACGAGUCAAAUUUUAAAUUCUAUGACCAGUCUUUAGUGGAUGCACUAGAUGGGGGAGAUCCAGAGUGUGAGGCUUUCUUUAGGUUACUAUCUCUCUGUCAUACUGUAAUGCCUGAGGAAUCCAGAGGAAAAUUGGAAUAUCAAGCCCAGUCUCCAGAUGAAGGUGCCUUAGUAUCUGCAGCUAGAAACUUUGGCUUUGUUUUCAAGUCACGCACACCAAAUAGUAUUACUAUUUUUUAUUUACAGUGAUGAAGGAGUUGGACAAGAUAACUUGAGUGAUGCUGGUGAAUCCAAUGGUGGGUUUGCUCUCGUUAUAAAUGGACAUUCCUUAGUGUGGGCUUUAAAUCCCAAGCUGGAACUCCUUUUCUUGGAAGUUGCUAGCCAGUGUCGUUCUGUUAUAUGUUGCCGAGUAACUCCAUUACAAAAGGCUAUGGUUGUGGACCUGGUUAAACGUUACAAAAAGGCAGUGACAUUAGCUGUUGGUGAUGGUGCUAAUGAUGUUUCAAUGAUCAAAACGGCGCAUAUAGGUGUAGGGAUCUCUGGUCAAGAAGGUUUGCAGGCUGUGUUAGCGUCGGAUUACUCUGUUGCACAAUUCAGAUUCUUGGAAAGGCUAUUACUAGUGCACGGGCGUUGGUCAUAUUAUCGGAUGUGUAAAUUUUUGAGAUACUUCUUCUACAAAAAUUUUGCCUUCACUUUGUGCCACUUUUGGUUUGCCUUUUUUGUGGCCUUUUCAGCCCAGACACUGUUUGAUCCCAUGUUUAUAUCAGUAUAUAACCUGUUCUACACAUCGAUGCCAGUGUUGGCUCUGGGCAUAUUUGAACAAGAUGUCAAUGCUAAGAAUAGUAUCAAGUUCCCAAGGCUAUAUACUCCUGGACUUCAGAAUGCCCUCUUUAAUAAAAGAGAAUUCUUCAGGUCUGCCUUACAUGGAUUUCUCACUUCUUGCAUACUUUUCUUCAUACCCUUUGGAGCAUAUUACAAUGGGAUGGACCAAGAAGGACGCAGCAUGGCUGACCAGCAAACAUUUGGGAGCGUUGUCGCGACUAUACUUGUCAUUGUUGUUACUAUGCAGAUGUGCUUAGAUACGUCAUACUGGACCUUGUUUAACCAUAUCACCAUAUGGGGAUCACUUAUAUUUUAUUUACUCUUGCAAUACUUCUAUAACUUUGUGAUUGGAGGUGAAUAUGUUGGAGCACUUUCUAAGGCCAUGGGAGAACCACUAUUUUAUUUCACCACACUGUUAACUAUUGUGGUGCUAAUGUUACCUGUCAUGGCUUGGCGGUUCUACUGGGUAGAUGUACGACCAAACCUUUCAGAUAAAGUAAGGUUUAAACAGAGGCAUGAUGCUAAAAUGGCAAGUAAACGGUCUGAACACGAUAUGCUUCGUACUCCAUCAGCCAGAAGAUCAAGGAGAUCUGUUAGAUCUGGUUAUGCCUUUGCUCACCAAGAAGGUUUUGGACGACUAAUUACAAGUGGAAAGAUUAUGCGGCCUAGGAAUAUGAAACAAGGCCCAAUGUCUAAUGGGAGAGCCACAAACUUGCGUCCAGAUAAUAAAAUAUCUCUUGUGGCUCCUGCUCCAUCUACUGUAGAAGUGUGAACUACUUUUGUACUUACAUAUUGCCUAUCUGAAUUUUCACAGUAAAAAUUUAAAAAUUCUCUGCCAUUUCAGAGUAGCAGAAAUUUGUUUUAAUUCAAUUAGCAGUGCCAAUUAAAUAAUUAAUAAAUGACCACUGCAACUCUACCUAACACAUAAGGAGGCAUUCCUAAUAGUAUCAUAUUGGAUAGAUUUAUGUGCAUAAUAAGGCAGAAUCCAUUACGUAUAACUAUUAGUGAACAGUCUUUACUACACCUGUGACAAAUUGAUUAUAUUUUCUACCCUUUAUUACAUGCUCCCUAAACAUUGGUUACAUUAUAAUAUAUUAAUAAGGUAUCAAUUGUUAUCUAAAUACAAUAGUCUUAUUUUCUUACUCUUUGACUUAGGAACAAAUUCUGAAACAAACCAUUGUUAAAAAAUGUACGGCUUGUGAUGUAUUGAAACAAACGUGAAAGCAUAGAAGAGAAGGCAUAGCCUAAUCAUAAACUUAAAACAAUUAUGUGAAUAAGAAGGGGGAGAGUUAGAAAGCAUUACUAUUAUUGCAAUUCAUGGUGUGACUGAGGUGCCUUGCCUCUUGAAGUGUACUUACUCUAACUUUUAAUAUGAUUUUUAUUUUUGUUUGUGAAUAAAACAUUGGGUUGAUUUCGUUUUAAAAUAGUUUCUCUCUUUAUUCAGUGUAGUAGCAAGAUUGUUUUGAUUUCCUUCUACGGUAAAAAAUAGGCUAACAACAUUUGUUAAUUUUAUGAAAUAAAUUUUGUAUAGAGGGUCAUUAUUAACUUCUGCCUAAAUUAGGUUAUGAAUUAUGCCAACUUAAAGCAAAAAUGGGACCAGAAUUGAAGGCCUUGGAUCAUAUCAAGUAAAUAAAGCAUUUUUGAAUAAUGUGCCAAUACUUUAAUAGUUGUCUUGAAUGAAGGCAAAUUAAGGUGUAAUCCCAUUGCAAGAAAUAUGCUACAGUAUUUUUUUCUUAGAUACUCACUGAGGAAUGUUUUGCAAGAGAGCUUUGUGGAAUAACAUACACAAUCCUAAUUUAGGUGGAAGUAAAGAAACUAUUGUAAAAUCCACACCUUUUUUUAUAUAUAUUGCCAGUGUAGACAUGGUAAUUUACACAAUUAUAAAGUUGUGUAGAAUCUGUCUAUGGAUGAAAUGAGUGAAUAGCAUUUGUUACAUUAGCUAUUUGAUAUUAUGAUCUAAACACAUUUACAUAGUGAACUAACAUUGUACUGCUAUAUACAAAUUUUGAGAGAAAAUUAUACUGUAGUUUGUGAAAGUAUAGACUACUGUGAAAUCCCAAAUAUUUUGAAGUGGAAUGGUAUCCUUUCCAUGAAUCAAAUUGUGAUCACCAAAUUUUGUAACAUAUCGAUAGAAAAUAAAUAGUAUCUAAUAUACUGGUUAGUUUUGUGAUUUGAAUUUACAGUUAUCUCCCUGCCCCUAAAGUUUGGACCCCAUAAAUCAAAUUUUUAAGACUGCAUUUAUAUUUCUCAUUAUAAACCUUAGGCUAGAGGUACAAAUACAAAUAAAGGAUUGGAAAAUGAAAUAGCUUUGUAUUAAGGAGAAAAUUUUGUGAUCGGAGUUAGGCUGAUAUUUUUGUAGUUGGUAAUGCAGUCUUUGGGCACAUUGCAAUAGUAUAUUUUUGAAGUAUGAAAGUGAUUUUGGUUGAUGAUGAUAGUAAAUAAUUCUUAUGUGAUAUUGUAAUAUGUAUAUCUGCUGUAAAUUUGUUCAUUGUAUUAUGUAUGGUAAUUUUUUAAGUGAUUUUUUAAUAAAGAUUUCUUUGUUUA